This is a messenger RNA of Helobdella robusta, 237 nucleotides long. RefSeq lists its product as hypothetical. The transcript is spliced from 3 exons. Gene Ontology annotation, biological process: adenylate cyclase-activating adrenergic receptor signaling pathway. Gene Ontology annotation, molecular function: G protein-coupled receptor activity. Gene Ontology annotation, cellular component: membrane. The record is from RefSeq and is a predicted model, not a curated record. NCBI's taxonomy places the organism in Eukaryota, Metazoa, Annelida, Clitellata, Rhynchobdellida, Glossiphoniidae. The annotation marks the transcript as partial.
GAGAAAAAGUUGCGCAACACAACGAGUUGCUACCUGGUCUCACUGGCCAUCGCUGACCUCUUCGUCUCCAUCGUCGUCAUGCCCUGCUGCAUUGUCCAACACGUCCUAGAUUACUGGCCGUUUGGUUACACAAUGUGCAACUUGUGGCAGAUGUCAGACGUGAUGAUGUGCACCUCCUCCAUCAUGCACAUGUGCACCAUCUCAUUGGACAGGUACACAGGCAUCAGAGAUCCACUC